Microsporum canis CBS 113480 is the source of this 2046-nucleotide messenger RNA. RefSeq names its product large-subunit GTPase. Gene Ontology annotation, cellular component: cytosol. The record is from RefSeq and is a predicted model, not a curated record. NCBI's taxonomy places the organism in Eukaryota, Fungi, Ascomycota, Eurotiomycetes, Onygenales, Arthrodermataceae. Gene Ontology annotation, molecular function: GTPase activity; GTP binding. Bases 1 to 2046 code for a protein of 681 amino acids. Gene Ontology annotation, biological process: ribosomal subunit export from nucleus. The transcript is spliced from 2 exons.
AUGGUGCUGGCCAAGUCCAAAAACUCUGUGGGGUUUGGCAAGGGAAAAGGCGCGGAUCGAAAGAAAGUAUCUCACAAUGCUGCUGCUAUCCAGCGAAAGGGCACUGAUGGCGAGACUUAUAUAACAAAUCCGUCCGAAGAGGCAUCGUGGGUGAAAAUGCGCAGUAUUACUGAACAGCCCGCCCUCGACGAGUUUCUGAGCACCGCCGAACUCGCGGGAACUGAUUUUACUGCCGAAAAGUUGAAUAAUGUCAAGAUUAUACAUCAGGACCAGAAGAACCCUUACCUCCUUUCUGCCGCAGAUGAGAGGAACGCCAUCAGAAAACAUCAGAAGAACCGUUCUCGCUUAACGGUUCCCCGACGCCCCAAGUGGAACGAACGGACGACUCGCAACGAACUUGAUUCUAUGGAGCGAGAAAGCUUUUUGGAAUGGAGGAGAGGUCUUGCAGAGCUACAGGAGGUGCAGGAUAUAUUAAUGACACCGUUUGAACGAAAUCUUGAAGUAUGGAGGCAACUGUGGAGAGUCAUCGAGCGAUCCGACCUCAUUGUGCAGAUUGUGGAUGCGAGAAACCCACUUCUCUUUCGAUCAGAGGAUUUGGAAAGAUACGUCAAGGAAGUGAACCCAAAGAAAAGAAACCUACUUUUGGUGAAUAAGGCGGAUAUGAUGACAUUAAAACAAAGAGAAGCUUGGGCAGACUAUUUUGAGGAACACAAAAUAUCCUACAAGUUCUUCUCGGCUGCUUUGGCUAAGGAGCUUAACGAAGCAAAUGGACAAGUAGAGGUGGAUGAGGAGGAUGAGGAUGCAGAUGAAGAAGCACUCGUCGAGCGAACAAGUAAAGUACGCAUUGGAGGUUCAGAGGGAGAUUCUGAAGAAGAUGAAGAGGCCGACGAGGAAGAAUACUCGGAAGAAGACGAUGAUGAUGGCGGGGGUCUACCUCUUCCACGAGAUCCGGAGUCUAAGAGAACGGAGAUAAUCACGGUAGACGAGUUGGAAGCACUGUUUAUGUCAGCCGCUCCUCCCCGUGAUCCUAAUGACGAGAGAAGCAAAGACAUUACCACCAUUGGCCUUGUUGGGUAUCCUAAUGUUGGUAAAUCCAGCACUAUUAAUGCACUUCUGGGAGCGAAGAAGGUGUCUGUCUCUGCAACUCCUGGAAAAACGAAGCAUUUUCAGACACUUUACCUAACACCUAAGAUUGUCCUUUGUGAUUGUCCCGGUCUUGUGUUCCCCAAUUUUGCGACCACGAAAGCGGAACUCGUCGUUAACGGUGUCCUUCCCAUUGACCAAUUACGAGAGUACACCGGCCCUGCCGGGCUUGUCGCCCAGAGGAUUCCUCUCCACUUCCUCGAGGCCGUUUAUGGGAUGAAGAUUCCCAUCCGAAGUAUUGAAGAGGGAGGAACAGGAGUUCCAACUGCGUCCGAAAUCCUUCGUGCAUAUGCCCGUGCUCGUGGAUUUGCUACAACAGGUUUAGGUCAGCCGGACGAAUCUCGAGCUGCGAGAUAUGUGUUGAAGGAUUAUGUUAAUGGAAAGUUGUUAUUCUGUCACCCUCCACCCAGGGAUCCCCCGUUCACAGAUACGAAAGAGCGCUCAGAAUAUGAAUUGGACUUUAACGAAGGGCUGUCUGACAUGGCCCAUCUUCCUGCUCGACGGAAGGAGGCGAUGCUCAAGGAACAUGCUGCUGCGACUCGCGGUGACCUGGCAGAUGGGGAGAACGAUGAUGUUGAUUUGGAUUCAAACAUGAUUCCACCCCAGACUUCGGGCAACGCAUCUAUACCAACCCAAAGUUCCCGUUCAAAAAAGCUCGACAAGAGUUUCUUCGGUCCUGGAGGCGCCGGAUCAGCAGGACAUCUCAAGAUGCCUUUUAAUUAUAAGUAUUCAGAAGUGGGCAAACAAAAGGCAAUCACCGGUCGCAAGCAGAGGGCUCUCAUCGCAUUGGAAAAGAAUAUAGAUGUGUCGGAAGUUCGGGGGCCGGGAAAGAAGCAUUUCAAAGCGAACAAAAAGGUCAAGGCAAAAAAAAAGGGAAACAGCUUCCUAGCGGAAGAAGAGUAA